Acaulospora morrowiae is the source of this 570-nucleotide messenger RNA. The record is from the annotation of a GenBank genome assembly. Lineage: Eukaryota; Fungi; Glomeromycota; Glomeromycetes; Diversisporales; Acaulosporaceae.
AUGACUACAAAUCGACCUAUUAUUCAAAGCUCCCUACUAUUCAGAAGACGUUUAACUGCUAAUAACAUAUUUAUACAUAACCGUUUUCCAAAGUAUCAUUUCAAUAAUCUUUCGAACUCGAUAAAUGAAAACAAUCCUCCAAAGUCUAAACAUCUAUUUAGAUAUAUUGCUGGUUCGGUAGCCGUUUCAGGAAUCGCGAGUUCCGUUUACUAUUUUUUUUACAAGGAAAAACUACCAAUCAAUAAUAAUUCAGACAACCAGCAGCAUAAAAUUGUUCUAUCGCCAAGUGAAGCUACAUUAAAGCUACGCGAAAAACAAACCUCUUUUCUGUUGCAUCGUAAUAAUGGCGUUUAUCGAUAUGAUACAAAUCAACUGGCAUCAAAUUGUCCAAUAGAGGAUACAAAGACUGAAGAAAUUGAUUUAGGUGCGAAAAAUGGAGAUAGAUUAUUUUUCGGAGUAUUUGACGGACACAGUGGUUGGAACACUUCAAGACUAUUGAGCAAGAAAUUAGUUCCGGUUAUUAAAGAACAGCUCAACAAAGCAUACGACGGAUAUGGCGAAUAUGCCAAG